This is a messenger RNA of Mycena indigotica, 1587 nucleotides long. RefSeq lists its product as uncharacterized. NCBI's taxonomy places the organism in Eukaryota, Fungi, Basidiomycota, Agaricomycetes, Agaricales, Mycenaceae. The record is from RefSeq and is a predicted model, not a curated record. The coding region runs from base 94 to 1587 and encodes 497 amino acids. The transcript is spliced from 2 exons.
UCCUCUCUCCACCACGACGACAACUUGGACGAGAGGGCUUGCUGUCGUCUCCCCCGCUCUCAAACGGGAAACGUCGCCCCCCAAGGAUCGACAAUGCUUCUACCUACCGCUCUUUUGUUACUUUUGGCGAGCUUCUCUGCCGUUAAUGGAGCGGACCCCCUUCCUAACCCGCCUUUCUCUUGGUUGAGCAUUCCACAAAUGACGACUUGCCAGUCUGCGCCAAUAAAUUGGUUUUUUGGCACUGCUCCAGUAGACAACCCCAUUACCCUCUACAUUUCAAUCACAAACGCAGGAGUCACCCAAGCCCCAGCCCCGUCAAAAACUUCGACGGGUGCGUUCUCAACGGCACGCAAUCCCAGAGGCUAUGUCAGCAGUGAACGGACACGGAGGGCCGACCCCGAGUUGUUGACGAUGCAAAUCUCUGGCUCACUUCCUGCGGACUUGCGUAGCUUUACCUGGCCCUCAGCCAAUGUCACCUCUGGGUGGUAUGCGCUAAUUGCUACAUUCCCGACUACGAGCACGGUUCAGGUGUCAAACCCAUUCUUCGUCCAAGCUGGGUCAGAUGUAUCCUGUUUACAAACCACAGCGCCUUCUUCACCAACAAGCUCAUCCUCGCCGCCUCCAACUUCGACUUCGAGUGGGAACCCAUCGUCUUCUUCAGGCGUCGUUCUUCCCGUAAAUGGCGCUUCAUCAUCCAAUGUUAAUCGAGGGGCCAUCGCUGGUGGGGUGAUUGGAGGGCUUGCGGUCAUUGCGGCAGUCAUCGCAGCUUUCUUUUACUUCCGAUAUGCCUCUGGGUCGGCCGUAAGCAAGAAACGCUCGCGCAAAUGGAACGGGAUUAGUUCCACCGACUCCAAGGCCCCAGCUGUUGGGCGACACCAUUAUCAGUCAGAGUCGAUGGGUCCGCUCAAUUCAACUUCUGGACUGGGACACGACAAUAAUGUCUACGUUAUCGGCGGAGUUGGGAUUGACUCUCGACCCUCACGAAUCAACACGGGCCUUGAGGAAGAGGAUGUGGCAAACUCAUACUACUCGCCUUCGCAGGAGAAGUUCUCUUCUCCGGGCCACGGUUCGCCCAUACGCUCACCAUUCUCUGACUCGGGUCACGUGGACGAUGAGGUCCCGCUGGACCUUAUAACGCCUUUGCCCAACGUUACACGCAACUCAUCUACCUCGACCGCUUCCCACAUGAGCAGAAACAACUUCAGUCGUCCCCGCUCCCAUCCGAGCUCACCAUAUGCCUCGCCUACCUCGCCAGAGCCGUCUACCGAGUCGUAUCCACCGUCGUCACCCUUCCCGUCUGGGGCAUCAGCCGAAGCAACCUCACCCAUCAACCCUGCCCCGCUAGCGACGAGAAGAGGGUCGACCAGUGAAGGUCAGGGCCGCCGUGUCGCUAGGAAGGCGGUCCCCCAGUACAACCCCAACGACCCAUCCCUCGUCUCGCAAACGUCUGUCGGUAUUCCCGAAUCAGAGAGCAGCAGCAGCCUCGAGGGCCCGAGUGUGCCCCAGCUUCACCACCAACACAGUUUUGGGGAGGGCAAGCCGGUGCAUUAUCUGAUGCCAGAUAUGCCCCCUCCGCAGCGGGGUUGA